UUCAUCUUCUAUCUUUUUCUUUUCUUUUUCUUCUCUUUUCUGCAGAUGGCCCGCGCCGCUUCUUCCCGCGCCGCUUCUUCCCGUGCCGCCAAGAGCCACGCAGCCGGCGUUUCGAUCGGGAGCCGCCGCUCAUCGCGCCGCCGCCAGACCACGACGAAGAUCCCCUCGGACGCGGCGACCAUGCCUCGCACGCAGACCAUACCAGCGGACUCGCCGGUCACAGCCCCUUCCGCGCGUUCCUCCUCACCUGUCACAACCCCUUCCGCGCGUUCCUCCUCGCCGGUCGCAGCCUCUCCAAUGCCGACACCGCCGCCGUCCACUUCAUCGCCAGAUGCAACCAUGCGCCGGCAUUCACAGAUGAAAGGUAAGGUUCCUAUCUAUGACUUAAUGAGUGAUGAUGAGGAAGAAUGGGAGGUAAAACCUGAAAUCCUGAGGCAACUCCAAGAACGAAAAAUGCAACCCAGAACCAUAAAAUUAAUCGUGGAAGCUUCGGAGGACAGCAGCGAGGACACAACCUCGAGUGCCAGUGAAGAAAUCCAGGCUGAUUCUCCUCCAAAGAAAAAGCAGAAAAAAAGGAUGCCCAGAAUAGCUGGUGGAAAGGCCAGAUAUCUACCUGCAGAGCAAGACCUUCAUGGCAAUUUUAGCUUUGUCGGCGAUGAUGAGGUCCUAUCAUUCCACCACGAUCGCGUUUAUUUCGGACAAAGGACCAAUCAGCUUCAGCCUCAGCCUCCCCAGCAGCAUCUCUAGAACCUAGUGAUCAAGCCCGCCUAGCCAGACUUGAGGCAAAAAUGCACCAUAUGGAUACCAAAUUGGAUCUCAUUCUCUCUCACUUGGGGUUGCCCAUACCCCAACCACCAGCAGCCUGAGUUCUAUGCGACUUACUCUUAAGGGAAGUUCUCUUUGAUUUACUUUUAUUUUAUUUUGUGCACUUUCCUGUUUAAUUGAAAUAGAAGUUUUUUUUGUGAUUGAUGAGAUUGAUUGAUGAUUGAUGAACAUUUUGAAAUUUUUGGGAAUUUUUAUUCUUUUUUCUGUCAUUUUUCUUUUGAGUUUUUGGUGUUUGAUUUUGUUUUUAUGAGUCUCAGCAGAUUCUCAGCACUUGCACUUUAAAUUGUUUCUCAUAUUUAAUUUUUACGAUUUUCAAUAUUAAGCAUCAUUUUAUUCAAAAAAAAAUAAAAAAAUAAAAAAUAAAUAAAAAAUAUUUUUUAUACAGCUCCUUACUUACCAUAAGAAAUUGAUAUGUCCUUUAUCGUAGAAUACAAGUUAUUAUGCCAUUUGUAUGCUAGCUUAAAUAGAAUAAAUUUAUCAUUGUUCAUUUUAUUAGUUUUAUUUUUAAGGCUUGUUUUGAAAUAUCAUGAAGUAUGGUCCUUAUUUAAAUAAUUUGGUAAAAAAUGCAUGUUCUUUUAAAUGAGUUGCUGCCCUUUAUUGAGAAUGAAUUAAAGGAUAUUUUCUAGACUAUAUAUUUAUGUGGAAAUUAAGGGGUGUCAUAAAAAAAAAUAAAAAAAAAAAAAAAAAGAAAAAAUAAAAAUAAAAAUAAAAAAUAAA
Molecule: messenger RNA, 1542 nt
Organism: Manihot esculenta (cassava)
Lineage: Eukaryota; Viridiplantae; Streptophyta; Magnoliopsida; Malpighiales; Euphorbiaceae
Product: flocculation protein FLO11-like
Exons: 2
Coding region: 46-747 (233 amino acids)
Source: RefSeq, a predicted model, not a curated record